This is a messenger RNA of Ochotona curzoniae (black-lipped pika), 3678 nucleotides long. It is a transcript of the gene NRDE2, whose product is annotated as NRDE-2, necessary for RNA interference, domain containing. Gene Ontology annotation, biological process: negative regulation of RNA catabolic process; regulatory ncRNA-mediated post-transcriptional gene silencing. Lineage: Eukaryota; Metazoa; Chordata; Mammalia; Lagomorpha; Ochotonidae. Gene Ontology annotation, molecular function: protein binding. The record is from RefSeq and is a predicted model, not a curated record. Bases 41 to 3535 code for a protein of 1164 amino acids. Gene Ontology annotation, cellular component: catalytic step 2 spliceosome. The transcript has 14 exons.
GCCAUUUCUGUAUCGGGGAACUGCUGUGCCAGCUGGGGCGAUGGCGCUGUUCCCGGCGUUUGCGGGCGUGAGGGAGGCCGCUGAGGGUGGGAGCGCCAGGAAAGAAUUAGACUGGCUGAGCAACCCAAGCUUUUCUGUUGAAAGCCUGACGUUGCUGACCCACCAGGCUGAGAAGCCGGCAGCUGUGGUUGGCGGCGGGGUCCCGUUGACAAGGGAUUCUCUGAAAUUGGAGGGUACCGAUGAGAGUGGCAGCGAUCAAAAGCCCACACAGGCGAGUAGGAAGAAGAGGAAGGAGAGAAGGAGCAGAAGGAAGCAUCGGCAUCGGGAGAAGUCCCAGAGGAAGCGUGGGCGGUCGGGCAGCAGCGGCUCGGCCUCGGGCUCGGAUUCCGAGCAGGACGGCUCCUCCCGAGGCGGCAGGAGGGCGUCUGGGAAGCCAAGCCCAGGAAGUGCCGCUGCUGCCGACCCUGGACUUCACCUUGUUUGGCUUGAGGAUGUUCAGGCUCUGACUGGAGAGACCUUCAGGACAGACAAGAAGCCUGAUCCUGCCAACUGGGAGUACAAGUCACUCUACCGAGGCCACAUAGCAAGGUACAAGAGGAAGGGAGACUCCUGCCUUGGCAUCAACCCCAAGAAGCAGUGUAUAUCUUGGGAAGGGGCUUCCACAGAAAAGAAGCGUUCACAUAAGCACGUUGAGCGCUAUUUCACAAAGAAGAAUGUGGGCUUGAUGAACUUGGACGGUGUCGCCAUUACCAGUAAGACUGUGCCCCCCUCCACUGAGCCCGAACUGUUUAUCCCAGUGAAGGACGCAGAUGACGUGGCUCCUCCUGUUGCAAGCUGGCUGAAUCCUCUGGGGAUUUAUGAUCAGUCAACCACGCAGUGGUUACACGGACAGGGUCCCUCAGAGCCAGAGUCGAAGCAGCCUGACUCACAGGCGGACAGAGAGAGUGCUGCUCUCAAGGCCAAGGUUGAGGAGUUCAACAGGAAAAUUCGGGAGAACCCCCGGGAUAUUCAGCUGUGGAUGGCAUUUGUUGCUUUCCAGGAUGAGGUAAUCAGGAGUCCCGGGCUGUAUGCCAUCGAGGAAGGUGAGCAGGAGAAGCGGAGAAAGUCCCUGAAGCUGCUCCUGGAGAAGAAGCUGGCUGUCCUGGAGCGGGCCAUCGAGAGCAACCCGAGCAGCGUGGAGCUCAAGCUGGCCAAGCUGCAGCUCUGUGCCGAGUUCUGGGAGCCCCCUGCUCUGGUCAAAGAGUGGCAGAAGCUCAUCUUUUUACACCCCAAUAACGCAGCCCUUUGGCAGAAGUACCUUCUGUUUUGCCAGAGCCAGUUCAGCACGUUUUCAGUGUCGAAGAUUCACAGUCUUUAUGGAAAGUGCCUGAGUACUUUGUCUGCUGUGAAGGACGGCAGUGUCUUAUCUCACCCGGCGUUGCCUGGCACGGAAGAGGCCAUGUUUGCACUCUUUGUUCAGCAGUGCCACUUCCUGCGGCAGGCUGGCCACUCGGAGAAGGCUACCUCUUUGUUUCAGGCCAUGAUCGACUUCACCUUCUUCAAACCUGACAGCGUGCGAGACGUGCCCACCAAAGUGCAGGUGGAAUUCUUUGAGCCCUUCUGGGAUAGCGGCGAGCCCCGAGCUGGGGAGAAGGGAGCCCGGGGCUGGAGGGCGUGGAUGCACCAGCAGGAGCGCGGUGGCUGGGUGGUCAUCAACCCAGAUGAGGAUGAUGAUGAGCCAGAAGAGGAUGACCAGGAGAUACGAGAUAAGACUCUGCCCAGGUGGCAGAUCUGGCUUGCUGCUGAGCGCACCCGAGAACAGAGGCAUUGGCAGCCCUGGCGCCCUGAUAAGACCAAGAAGCAAACGGAGGAAGACUGUGAGGACCCUGAGAGGCAGGUGUUGUUUGAUGAUAUUGGACAGUCCCUGAUCAAACUUUGCAGUCCCGAUCUUCAGUUCCGGCUCAUCGAGGCCUUUCUCCAGUUCCUGGGUGUGCCUUCUGGCUUCGUGCCUCCUGCCUCCUGCCUCUACCUGGCUAUGGAUGAGAACAGCAUCUUUGACCAUGGACUUCACGAUGCAAAGCCCUUGACGUGCCUCAGCUCUCCGUUUUCCGGCGUCAGCUGUGUUGGCCACAUGGACCCGCUGGGCGGUCGUCGAUGGACCCGCGGUCACAGUCGCGACGGGGAGGACUUCAUCCGCAACAUCUUCCACCUGGUGCUGCCCUUGUUUUCAGGCAAGGAGAAGUCUGAUCUGUGUAGCUCCUGGCUGCAGUACGAGACUGCCAAGGUCAUUUGGUGCCUGCACAGCAAAAAUAAGAAGAGAUUAAAAUCACAGGGAAGGAACUGCAAAAAACUAGCCAAGAAUCUACUUAAGGAGCCAGAGAACCGCAACAACUUUUGCCUCUGGAAGCAGUAUGCACAUCUGGAGUGGUUGCUUGGCAACACAGAGGAUGCCAGAAAAGUUUUUGAUACAGCCCUCAGCCUGGUGGAAAGCAAAGAGCUGAAGAACCAUGAACUCUGCGAGCUUAGUCUGCUGUACGCCCAACUGGAGGUGGAGGCAGAGCUCUCGGCCGAGUCGCGCGGGUCUGCCACGGCCCGGGCUGUGCACGUGCUAACCCGCCUGACCGAGCGCAGUCCCUACAGCGCCUACGGCGGGCAGGUCUUGGCCGUGCACAUCCUGAAGGCUCGGAAGGCUUACGAGCAUGUGCUGGAGGACAGUCUGGGGGAGGUGUGUGCCUCCGCUCCAGCUGCUGCCACGUCCGUCGCCUGCCUCGUCAGCGUGGCCAGGUGCUUUAUGCUCUUCCAGUACCUGACUGUAGGGAUCGAGGCCGCCGUGCAGAUCUAUGAGCAGGUGCUUGUCAAACUGAAGGGCUCUGUGUUUCCAGAAGGCUCUGGCCUGGAGGACAGGGCCGGCCCCCCGGGGCCGAGCAGAGUUCUUGAAGCCGUCACGCUGAUGCACACGGGUCUGCUGCGAUUCCACAUGCGAGUCAGUGUGUACCCCCUGGCUCCCCUGCGAGCGGCCCUCGUGGAGGCCCUCACGCUGUAUCCUGGCAACGAGGUGCUUUGGAGGUCAUUUGUGCAGAUUCAGAAUAAGUCCCACAGUGCCAGCAAGACCAGAAGAUUCUUUGCUGCCAUCACCAGGUCGGCCAAGCCCUUGGAGCCUUGGCUGUUCGCAAUUGAAGCUGAGCAAAUGAGGCGGAAGCUGGUGGAGACAGUGCACAGGGUGGAUGGCAGGGAGGUCCACGCCACGAUCCCCGAGACGGGAGUGACACACCGGCUCGCUGCCCUGUUCGAGAAUGCACUGCGGCGGGACGAUGGCGGCCAGUGUCCCCUGCUGUGGAGGAUGUAUUUGAGUUUCUUGGUUUCCUUGGGAAAUAAAGACCGAAGCAAAGGUGUGUUCUACAGAGCACUUCAGAAGUGCCCAUGGGCAAAGGCUCUGUACCUGGACGCCGUGGAGUACUUCCCCGAUGCCCUGCAGGAGGUGCUGGACCUCAUGACGGAGAAGGAGCUGCGUGUGCGCCUGCCGCUGGAAGAGCUCGAUCUCCUGCUGGAGGGUUAGGACCUCGGCGGGGUGGGGCCAGGUGCUGGGUGCCUGGGUUGAGGCCUCACGUUUUGGAAGGCUGGGGUUUACAUAUCAUAUAUGUGACACUAUUUAUAUGUAUGAAGAACCAGGCCUAUGGCCAUUAAAUAUGCCCUGCAUGA